Molecule: messenger RNA, 3066 nt
Organism: Phycodurus eques (leafy seadragon)
Lineage: Eukaryota; Metazoa; Chordata; Actinopteri; Syngnathiformes; Syngnathidae
Gene: ppp1r7
Product: protein phosphatase 1, regulatory (inhibitor) subunit 7
Exons: 11
Coding region: 257-1186 (309 amino acids)
Molecular function (GO): protein binding
Source: RefSeq, a predicted model, not a curated record
UGGUAGCUAGCGUGCUAACAACAAGGCUCACUAGCUGACGUCGUUGCCUUACGCUGAGCAUCGAGUCACGUUAUCCCCGAUAAUCGAUGUCCGACCCGGUGUGAGAAGUCGGCGAGUACCGGUGAGAAGUCAGCUGGGAUAGACCCCUGCACACCUGCAACCCCUACUGACGAUAAGCGGUAGAUAAGUGGAUCGGAGGGGAGAGUCCGAGGAGUCGGGCGACGACGAGACCAGGAGGAAGAGCAUCAAUGGCGACAUGGAUCCAAAUCAGCCUCCCGCCACGAAUAAAGAAGAGUCUCCCGUUGACAUGGACACCAUCACCUUGGACCCGGAAGAGGAGGAUGUUGACCUCGUUCAUUGCCGUAUUGGAAAAAUUGAAGGACUGGAAGUGCUACAGAAAGCAAAAACCCUCUCCUUACGACAGAAUCUGAUUAAAAAAAUUGAAAAUCUUGACAGUUUGAGCUCACUGCGGGAACUCGAUUUGUACGACAAUCAAAUCCGCAAGUUGGAGAACCUGAACAAGCUCACACAGUUGGAGCAGCUGGAUGUGUCCUUCAACGUUCUGAGGAAGGUGGAAGGUUUGGAGCAGCUGACUCGGCUGAAGAAACUUUUUCUGCUUCACAACAAAAUCGGCAGCAUCGCCAACAUGGGGCACUUCCCCUGUCUGGAGAUGCUGGAGCUGGGCUCCAAUCGCAUUCGAGUUAUAGAGAACCUGGAUACACUAACGGCUUUGCAAAGCUUAUUCCUCGGCACCAAUAAAAUCACCAAGUUGCAGAAUAUGGACACUUUACACAGCCUGACUGUGUUAAGCAUUCAGAGUAAUCGGAUUACUAAAAUGGAGGGUUUACAGAACCUGGUCAGCCUGCGAGAGCUCUACCUGAGCCACAAUGGCAUCGAGGUCAUCGAGGGCUUGGAAAACAAUAAAAAGCUGACAACUCUGGACAUUGCAGCCAACAGAGUGAAGAAGAUUGAGAACAUCAGCCAUCUAACAGAACUGCAGGAGUUCUGGAUGAAUGACAACCAGAUCGACAACUGGUCAGAUCUGGAUGAGCUGAAGAACGCCCAAUCCCUGGAGACGGUCUACCUGGAGAGAAACCCGCUGCAGAAGGACCCGCAGUACCGGCGGAAGAUCAUGCUCGCGCUGCCAAGCGUGCGCCAGAUCGACGCCACCUUCAUCCGCUUUUAAAAAAUGCAGUACGGUAUACGCCGUCCACUUCAGUGUUUGCCCUUGCCAACCUGUGUGCCCCCCCCCCACACACACACACACCAUUCAUCACUCGAUCACUGAAUCGUCAUUUCUCUGUAUACAAAAUAUACAGUGCAACAUUAAAGUCAGCCACGGAUGCACUCAUUCACUACUCAAUCUGUGGUGUGGAAGCGUAUUUAUUUACAACUCUGGAAAUGAACUGUGAAAUAACAUCAAAUCCAUCACUUUCCUAUGACAUGUUUACCUUAUUUUUGAAGAAUUAAACGGCCCUUGCAUGUGGGCAAGGCAAGCCACAGUCGCCGAUGCACUUUUUCAUUGAAUAGGACAAACAGUCAAAUACAAAAUGAAAACACUCACAAAGGAGCUGCUGUAAGACACAACUCGCGUCCAAAUGCUCACAUGCAUAUUGACACCAGCUCCUCACUCACUAGGACAUGCCCCUUAAAGGCAUACAUCCAAAUUUUUUUUUUUUUGGUACAUUCUCUAUGUCUUUAUACAUUAAAGUGCUAUUUUUCUUCAUUUAAACCAUGUAACUGAAAGAUUGUGGCGGUUAUUUGGGACUGGAAGGGAUUAAUGGCAUUUCAAUCGGGAACAUUGAUUUGACAUAAGCAUGAAUUGCUUAUGUUAAUGACAUGUCAAUGCUUUAUGAAUGAAGUCAAGGUACCACUGUACUAAAGGUUUUUUUUUUAUCCUUCCUUUGCUUAAACCUGCUUUUCUUCCUUCCUUACCCCCUUCCACCUCAUACCUGCUUUUUCCUCUUUCCUUCCCUCCUACCGUCAUUCUUUUUCCUUGCUUCCUUCCAGCAGACCCGUUUUAUUUUAUUUUUUCCAUUUUGCAGCCUUCCUUACCUUGAAACUACUUUUCUUCCGUUCUGCCUUCCUUUCAUACCUGUCCAAUAAUGCUUUUAGAAUUCACUUUCUUUGUUGUUGGCUCAAUUUAUUUGCCAUUUGAGGUACUCAUACAAAACAAAACAAAUACAGGGAUACAAUAAUUGAGAAAAGUGGACAUCUACAUUUUGACCCACCACUGAAUAUCCUGUAGUUGAGCUUAUUCAAAAUACUCCCGAACUAGGUAUUAAACCUUGAAAUAUUAAAGUAUUAAAAGUGAAGUAUUAAAUCCUUGAAAACCUUAAAAUGCACCUCUUCAAACUUAUUUGCAAAUUUAAUUUUAGUUUUUUUUAACAUAAUUUACAGAAAAACGCGACGAAUGUCCCCCAGUCUCAUCUCAUACUCAUUUUACGACUAACCUCUCUGUCGUAAAAUAAAGCUUCUAAGAAUGUAACAUCUGUGUCUAUCUAGGACGGUAAAAUAAUAUUAUUUUUUUUUAUUAUUACUGAUCACAGCUUUGGUUCUUUUGCUUGUUCUGUUGUCAAAUUUGUUUGGAGCGUUUCACAAAGGUUUUUAAUGGUUUACCUCAAGCUUAGAGACCAGAUGACAAGUUUAUUAUAGAUGCUGCAGUGACACAUUCUGUAUUAUUGACAGUCGCACUCAACAACAACAAAAAAACUCUGUGUGGUUGUCUCUUGUAAAUAACUCAGAGCACUUGAUUUGAUCCACAUAUACAUUUUUAAAUUGUUGAUUAGACAUCAUUAAUAAAGGAACAGAUUUUUAGGUGGGAUUAAAAAGUUAUACACCUUUUGGAUUUUAUUUUACGCUUGGUUUUAAGGAAAUGGACACAUGGACUGAAAUAAUCUGUUUUGCCUGUGAACUGAGGUGAUUCAAAUCAAGUGAUUUUAAAUUGUCAUUGAAAGAGUAAUCUGAUAUGCUAUUUGUUGUUUAGAGAAUCUACAUCACAGGGUUUUUGGAUUUGAAAUGGAAUGUAUUAUGCAAACAACAAUAAAUGUAUAGUACUACUACUUA